UGCAGUUUCCGUAAUCACGUUGUUGAAAUUACAUAGGAAGAAACGUGCGCUUUGACAUAGCCUACUAGAAGCAGCCUCUCUGGACGAAUAAACAAUAUUUUUUCAUUUGAAAAUAGUUUUCACUGUCAAAUCGCCAUGUCUGACGCACAGGUUGUACCUGGCCAGUUUGACGACGCAGAUGAAUCUGAAAGCGAGGAGUCCAGCUGUGACCUACCGACUGGAGAAAUACCGGCGCUACAGGUGGAACUGAGCGGAGUGAACCUAAAUGCACAAGCUGAGGACCAAAGAGAGGAAGAGGAAGAUGAAGAUGAGGUGGAUGAUGAUGAUGAUGACGACGACGAGUGGGAUUGGAGUCAGAAUGGGAGAGAUUUGACCAAGCGCUACACAGCCCUGAGAACAGGCCUUAAUCAACAGGCAAAUAAACAAAAUCCCAGCAGCAAAUCAGCGAAGAUGUCUACCCCCACCGACAAGGCACUGAGGAAAUUUGAGCAUAAAAUAAACCUUGAUAAACUGAACUAUGCAGAUUCUGUGAUCAACAAAGUGACAGAGAUGCAGAGGCAAAGGGAAGCAGACACGUAUCGAGUGAAAGACAAAUCGGACAGGGCUACUGUGGAACAGGUUUUGGACCCGAGGACGCGUAUGAUUCUGUUUAAGAUGUUGAGCAGGGGAGUGUUCUCAGAAAUCAACGGCUGCAUCAGCACAGGCAAGGAGGCAAAUGUUUACCAUGCAACCACCGCUGGGGGAGAGAACAGGGCAAUUAAAAUCUACAAGACCUCUAUUCUGCAGUUCAAGGAUCGGGACAAGUACGUCAGCGGGGAGUUCAGGUUUCGUCACGGCUACUGCAAAGGGAACCCCAGGAAAAUGGUGCGGACCUGGGCCGAGAAGGAAAUGAGGAACCUGAUCAGGCUGCAGACCGCCCAGAUCCCCAGUCCAGAACCAAUAAUGCUCCGCAGCCAUGUCCUCGUCAUGAGUUUCAUCGGCAAGAACGACACGCCGGCCCCGCUGCUGAAGAACGCGAUGCUGUCGGAGUCCAAGGCCCGGGAGCUGUACCUGCAGGUCCUCCAGAACAUGAGGAGGAUGUACCAGGAGGCCCGGCUGGUUCACGCCGACCUCAGCGAGUUCAACAUGCUGUACCACAACGGCGACGCCUACAUCAUCGACGUGUCUCAGUCUGUGGAGCACGACCAUCCGCACGCGUUGGAGUUCCUGCGCAAGGACUGCUCUAACGUCAACGACUUUUUCGUGAAAUACAACGUCGCAGUAAUGACGGUCCGGGAGCUGUUUGAGUUUGUUACUGACCCCUCCAUCACUGGUGACAACAUCGACCAGUACUUGGAAAAGGCAAUGGAGAUAGCUUCAGACAGGACAGCAGAAGAAAGGUCAAAUCAGGACAAAGUGGAUGAAGAGGUUUUCAAGAAUGCCUACAUCCCUCGCACGCUGACAGACGUAACGCACUACGAGCGCGACGUGGACGACAUGAUGAAGAUGAAAGAGGAGGAUACUUUGUUCGCCGCGCAGAACGACAACAUCCUGUACCAGACAGUCACAGGACUAAAGAAGGACUUAUCUGGUGUGCAAACGGUGCCGGCUCUGUUGGAGGACUGUGAUGAGGAGGAGAGUUCGGGUUCUGAGGAAGAGGGAAGUGAGGGGUCUGAAACCGACGAGGAGUGCCCUAACAAGGAUGGCGAGGAGGCGUCACAGAUUGACAAGAAGGAAAGAAAGAAAUUGGCAAAAGACGCCCAAAGAGAGAAGAGGAAGAACAAGGUGCCAAAACAUGUGAAGAAGCGGAAAGAGAAAGUGGCUAAAAUGAAGAAAGGAAGAUAGAGGGGGCAACAACCAAAGAUCUCUGUGACUAUUUAAAACUCCUCCACCCACAAGGGGGCACCAUUCAACAGGCUUUUGGUUAUCCUGUCACCAGUACACUCAAGACUUACAGACUUUUCUACAGAAUCUAAGUGGUGUGGAAUGUUGCUCCUGCCUAAUUAAACAAUGUGCAAUGCGGUCAAUGGCAGGCUCUUGCAUAAGAAUUGAAUUGAACUGGAACUAGUGCAUGUGAUCCAAUUGGAGGUCCUUGUCUUCACAGGAACUGUGACAACAAGAUGUUGGCAGUUUAUUAUGAUUUAGUCUGUGGGGAGGUUGGUAAUACUCAAAUUGCAAAAUAUUUUAAAUUUGUGACAACAUCGCUACUGCAUCAAACACACUUUAUUUAAAUUGUCUUGACAUGUUUGCAAAAUGAGAUUGAUUAUGUGUGCUGUGGCUCAGCAUAAUGGAAUAAAUUUCCAGAUUUUA
This is a messenger RNA of Anguilla rostrata (American eel), 2289 nucleotides long. It is a transcript of the gene riok1, whose product is annotated as RIO kinase 1 (yeast). Lineage: Eukaryota; Metazoa; Chordata; Actinopteri; Anguilliformes; Anguillidae. Gene Ontology annotation, cellular component: preribosome, small subunit precursor; cytosol. Gene Ontology annotation, biological process: maturation of SSU-rRNA. The coding region runs from base 136 to 1824 and encodes 562 amino acids. The record is from RefSeq and is a predicted model, not a curated record. Gene Ontology annotation, molecular function: protein serine/threonine kinase activity; ATP binding. The transcript has 17 exons.